Messenger RNA from Gryllus bimaculatus (two-spotted cricket), 3697 nucleotides. Lineage: Eukaryota; Metazoa; Arthropoda; Insecta; Orthoptera; Gryllidae. The record is from the annotation of a GenBank genome assembly.
GAUUUCGCAUUCUUGCCAGCACUGCUCGAUACGGUCGCGAUCAUGCGACAUCUAGCGGCACGACUGAGAUUGAUGUGAAAUAACGUGGUGAUAUGACUGGAUAUGAAACCAGGAUAUGACAUCGUGAAGACAAGGCGUCGCGCGCCAAGAAAUAAAAGCCCAACUAUUAAAUGAAUAUUUUUAAUUAAAAUGUGAACGUCCUUCCAACAGUGUUUAUGGCCUCAGAAUUAUACUUACCUCUGUUAAAAAUAUUAAUUUUAUAGGACAGGAGGUGUAACGAAGAAGUCAUAUCAACGGCCACUGUAGAAAUAUGGAAGUAUAAAUUUCUUUGCCAUUGAAUUUCUAUCGUUGCCUUUUAAAACGACGUCAAAACAUUUGGAUGUGGUUCGAAGUGUAACAAAUAAUUGGGACUACCUGGCAUAUUGCUAACAUUUUCUACAUAUAAUCGUUAAAAAAAGCGAGUUCACGCAGCGAAUGUUUUGUUGAAUUUUGAUGUAGGCCAGUUCAAUUGCAUUUGUGUUCUUGAGAUGUAAAGUGUUUCGUAGGUUAUCAGUGGUUGACGGUGUUUUACUACGUUUGUGGUGCUUAAUAGGUGAAAGCUUGGCAUACUUUUGCAAUCGUGGAUAAAUUUCACCGAGUAUUGAAGUUCCUAAUUGUUUCUUGGGUACCAGCUAGAUCCAUGAUUUUUUUUGUGAUACAUUAUAAAAUUUUGUUGCUGGUAUUUUUGUAACUUAAUUUGCGCAAUAUAUUGCGGUGUAAAAUGGAUGCACAGGUUCUUCAAGAAAGUUCUCAACCUUUCUCACGCUCCGAACGUGUGGAAUUGUGGUUGAAACAUUCUGAAGAAUUCUAUCAAAGAAAUAUAGGGGAAAAUACUGGAAAAAGGAAACGUGUUUCAAGCAUUAACGACUUAGCAAAUUCAGAUGUUGAGGAUGAUGUGGAAAGAUAUUCUGAUGAUCUUAUUCUUUGGGAACCUCGUGCUUCAAGACGUCCAGCAGAAUCUAGAAAAAAAUAUAAGUGGAACCAAUUUCCACUCCUGUUAAAAUGUGAAUGGUUAAACUGUAUCCAUGAAAAUUCAUCUCUUGAGGAUUUUGUGAAGCAUGUUAGUUAUCAUAUUCCUGAAGUGAAUAUUAUAUCUGAUGAUAAAAAUAAUGAUAUAUUCAUGUGCCAGUGGAAAGCCUGUGAAUUUCAGACAUCAAGUGAUAAAGAAUUUGUGAGACAUGUGAAUUUCCAUUCUUACCACACCAAGUUGAUGGCCAUUGGAGAGAAAAUGAUGGAGUUAUUGAAGUUACCAAAAUGUGUGGGAAAUCCUGAUCAACGGAGUAUGCUGCCUAGUUUACCAGCGGAGUUUUCAUGUGAGUGGGAGGACUGUGCACGUGUCUUCAAUAAUUCACAGAUGUUUUUCUUCCAUGUUGCUUCACAUCUGUCAUGCUAUAAUGGCCGAAAGUCAAAUGUUAAGAAAAUUCGAGAUAUUCAUUGUUGCUGGCUGGGAUGUUCUGGGAAAUUUUAUAGUCUCUGCAAACUAGCGGAACACGUGAAAGUUCACACUCAGGAGAAACUCGCAGCUUGUCCUACAUGUGGAGGACUUUUUGCAUCUGCUACAAAACUCCAUGAUCACUGUAUGACACAAGCUGAUCCUAAAAUAGAAUUCAGGUGUACCUCGUGUUUCAAGUAUUAUCCAUCAGAACGUUUACUUCGUGAUCACAUGCGACGCCAUGUGAGUCACAUCAAAUGUUCAUUUUGUGAUAUGACGUGCUCAUCUCCAUCAUCUUUAAGCCUGCAUAUAAGAUUUAGACACCUGAAUUCCAAACCUUUUAAGUGCAAUUUUUGUAAUUUUGCGGUGAAGACUCGGAGGGAUUUGGAGUCUCACUUGCGUGUUCACUCAUCUGAAGCUAAUUUUGAGUGCCCUUUUGAAACUUGUGGAUAUUCUUGCCGGACAUCGGCAACUAUCAACAAACAUGUGCAAGAUGUACAUUACGGUGGGUCUAAGCCUUUAUACUGUUGUCAUAUAUGCAAUGAUCGUUUCUUCAAUGGAUAUAAGUUGACUAGACAUUUAUUUAAGUACCACAACUUCCAGUGGUCAUCUGGUCAUUCUAGAUUUACUUACACACGAAAUGAAGAUGGUUAUUUUCGACUGAAACCUUUCCGAUUAGAAACUUUGGAAGUCACGCAGGAAAUUCUUCAGGCUGAGAUGGAUGAACAUCCCGCUAGCCUAUCAGAAGUUUGUGGCAGUCAUUAUAGCGUUCGACAAAUAACUCGCACAGAGACUGCUGGUGGCAAAAGAAAUGGUAGAGGAAGAAAAACAGUGGUCAUUUCUAUAGAUGAAAUUGAUAAGACAGGAGAUGUUGUUCAUAGAGAAGUAAUGGAAACAGAAGAGGUACCUUCUCAGGGAAGAGGUGGAGCAGUUGUGUGCUAUUACUCGGAAGGUGAUGGCAUGAAUAGUGCAAAUGUUCAAAGUGACACGGAAAAGAAUUAAGCAUUAUUUGGAUGUGCUACUAUUCAAAGUGUAAUGGAUUUAUAUACUUCUCUGAAAUCAUAUCAUUCAAAUAAUGUACAUAAUAUAUUGAGAAGUAAUCAUUAAAUUGUGAUAAAAUAAAGUAUAUUAUUGUAAAAAGUAUUUUUAAAUGCAGGAAAAUCUGUUUUUUUAUAGGGUUAUCAUCUUGAUGAGUGUUAUGCAAAAAUGCUCUAAAGUGUUAUUAUAUAUUAUUUCAUAUUUUAUGACAGCAACCUGCAAACACUUAUUUCACAGCUUUCAGUUGUUGAGAUAAUUAACAUGCUAUUUAUUUACAUACAAAAACAAUCCUAAAAGUGAAAAUAAAUCAUAAUUACAUAAUUCAUAUUCACUCCAUUUAAAAUUGAUGUAAAAAUUCUAAUUUUGAUAGUUGAUUGAAGAUAUUGAUUGAUGGUGUGGUCAAUGGGGGACAAUUAUUAUUGUCAGUUUUAAAAUUGAUGGGUAGAAACCAUAAUUAGUUAUGCGAUUUGGAUUGUAAAUACGAUUAACUGUUCAUAGAGAAUAUUCAGACGAAUUGGAUACAAAUUUAGACUACUGAUGUGAACAUGCAAAUACAUAGUAGUUUUUGUACAAGUAUCAUUAUUGUUAGGUCAAAUUUAGCCGCUUUCUGCGGGAAAAUUCUUGUGGCAGGCUGCUCUGAUUGAUAGUUUUUUGUUGUUUCUCUAAUUAAUACUACGUGAAUUCUGGAGCAGUACGCUAACAGACUGUGGGCAAUCUUUGUGUUAUCUUCCUUGUCCUUUCCUCUUGCCUCACACAUGCAUGCAUGCACGCACGUGUGCGCACACACACACACACAAUGUUGGGAGAUCAGUGAGGAGUUUAGAUAGGGAUAAAAGGUAAUGACUGACUAUGGCUGGUGAUGAUUGACCAAGUUAAAGGAGAAUUACUCUACUUCACGUUCAAUGCCAGUAGUUGGUUAUAAAUAGAACAAUGUUAGAAUUAAUGUAACUGAACUUGUUUCUCGCUGGAGUGGUGCCCCAAUGGGGUAUAUACCUGGUGUCGACAUUUGGGUCACUGUCUGAUAUUAACCUCCAGCUAGGAGAAAUAAUACUCUCAUGAUGAAAUAUUCAUUGCACUAACUAGGCCAAUGACUAUAGUAGUUAAUGUGCCCAGAAACAUCCGCCAAUAAAUCAUUUGUAAAUCAUUGUGUUCUUUGAUAUCCCAUAGUACUUAGACAGGUAAAUGUUG